Molecule: messenger RNA, 1905 nt
Organism: Fusarium falciforme
Lineage: Eukaryota; Fungi; Ascomycota; Sordariomycetes; Hypocreales; Nectriaceae
Product: Exocyst complex protein EXO70
Exons: 2
Coding region: 1-1905 (634 amino acids)
Biological process (GO): exocytosis
Cellular component (GO): exocyst
Molecular function (GO): phosphatidylinositol-4,5-bisphosphate binding
Source: RefSeq, a predicted model, not a curated record
AUGUCAGUUGGACUUGUUAACAGUGCUCACAACACGCUGGACGAGGAGGCGAGGGCCGAGGUCGAUGUUCUUAACUCGCGUCUAGAAAAGACAACACAGUUGACGAGGAAAAUCCAGUCUUGUCUCAACCGGCUUGAAACUACUGGCAAAAGCGUGCGCGAUGUUGCUGGCCCGCUAACUGGGGAGACCAAGCGGCUACAGACUUUGGGAAAUAACGUUGAUUCUGUCCUCGCUGCGAUCGAGCGCCUCCGCCAACCUGCUGAUAGCAAGAAUGACGAAGAACAGAUCAUUCGGGUGGGACCUGAAAAGGCCGGCCUUCCCAACUAUUUGGCUUCCAUAAAGCGUCUGAACAAGGCGUUGAACGAGAUGCAGGCAUCUAACCUGCGCGCGAACCAGCAAACGAUGGCCGAUCUGGCCCGUCUGAUCAAAACGGGCAACAAUCAGCUCGAAAGCCACUUCGAUACCCUCCUUCGCGCAGAAACACCACGAUCCAUCGAGCCUUUACAUUUCAUCACCAAGGACAAGCCAUUCCCUGCGCUUCCUCAGGAUAAGAUCGCUCGGCUUGGACUUGUCUAUUCUUACGUGGCAGGAAGUCAGCAUCAAGGAGGACCGGAGUCCCCAGUUGCCAGGAUCUAUGCUGACGUACGUGGGCCAUACCUCUCUGGAUCCCUCGCCAACCUAGCUGCUGCGAGCGUCAACACGGCCAAGAAGAAGAAUCCCGAUGCUAUCUAUCGAGCAGGCACCAACGGUAUCGGGACCUACGCACAGGCUAUGGAGGGUUUAUUCCUAGCAGAGUAUGACAAUGUGUGCAGCAUCUUCACCCGGGAGGAUUGGGGCGUCGUCUUUCAGGCUACAUGCCAGGCAGCACUGGCCGAGCUGGCACGCACUUUGCGCGAACUGAAUGCCCACAUUAAGAAUCACCUCAAUACAGACUGCUAUCUGGGAUACGAAGUCACCGAGAUUGUUUCGGCGCUGUCCGGCAACCUGGACACACGAACCGGCGAGCUAAAAGGGGCUCUCGCCGCCGCUCUGAAACCCGUUCGAGAGACCGCCAAGUCGUCUCUUGCCGAAUUACUGGAGGAUACAAGACGCAAGGUUGCGUUCUUGCAGGUGUUGCCGUCAGAUGGCGCACCGAUACCACUUGUUUCGGAAACGAUGCAGCGUUUACAGGCCAUGGUGGAGUUCCUGCGACCGAUCUCAAGCAUCAUGAUCUCUAUCGGCGAUGGUGGAUGGAAAUCUAACGCGGGACCCAACAACCGAUCGGCAGAUGUGAUCCCGAGCCUCGCGUCUUUCGAUAUUGGGGCAGAUGGCCGAGACAUUUUUGCCCACUACUGUCUCGACACCAUCGAAACGCUUCUCUCGGGUCUGGACCAAAAGGCGCGGUUGCUCCUCAAGACAAGAGCGGUUGCGGGAGUAUUCAUGGCCAACACCGUCAUCAUCAUCCAACGCAUGGUGCGUGACUCCGAUCUAUCGCCCCUGUUGGAAUCGAAGCUGGAUGUUCUCGAUCAAUGGCGGAAGAAGAGCACAGCAGCAUACACGGAUAUUUGCAAAGACCUCUCAGUGCAUCUUUUUGACACUAUCCACACAAAUCGCUCACACCGUCCCACUUCUGGACCCGUUGAUUCGGCGUCCAUCAUCAAGGCGCUCGGAAGUAAAGACAAGGACAAGAUCAAGGAGAAGUUUACGCAAUUCAACAGCGCGUUUGAUGACAUGGUCUCCCGGCACAAGUCAUACAGCAUGGAACGUGAGGUCCGCAAGAUGUUCGGAGAGGAUAUCCGCCAGAAACUGCAGCCGCUCUACGACCGCUUUUGGGAUCGCUACCACGAAAUUGACAAGGGCAAAGGCAAAUAUGUCAAGUAUGACAAAUCUUCGAUUGCUGCCGUUUUCCUCAGCCUUGCGUCAUAA